UUCGGAGGUUUUCCGCUUUCCCCGAACUUCUUGACAGAUCCGACUUCAGCUUGAAAAGAAUUCAAGAUGGCUGCUACAGGAAACUAGGAAAGAGCUAACUCCUCUGGAUUCCACUGUGCAUGAAGCUCUCCCGAGGUUGUGGUGUCUAAGUGAUCCGUGUUUCAGCUCCUCCCGCCUCUCAUCAUGUCCUCCACCUCCUCCUCCUACUCCUCCUCGGGGGAGACUAGUCCGGAGGAUGUGCCCCGAGGUGGGGGCACCAUCCGAGUCUACCUCCCCAACAAACAGAGGACAGUGGUGAAUGUUCGCCAAGGACAGACUGUGUACGAGAGUCUAGAUAAAGCGCUCAAAGUGAGAGGCCUGAGCCAAGACUGCUGUGCUGUAUUUCGCCUUCUAGAAGGUCGUAAGAGACUGACAGAUUGGGACACAGACAUCACACCAUUGGUUGGAGAGGAGCUUUUAGUCGAGGUCCUAGAUGAUAUUCCCCUCACAAUGCACAACUUUGUCCGGAAAACCUUCUUCAAACUGGCUUACUGUGAUUUUUGCCACAAGUUUCUUUUUAACGGCUUCAGAUGUCAGACAUGCGGCUACAAGUUUCACCAGCACUGCAGUAGCAAGGUCCCUACUGUGUGCGUGGACAUGGAUACAGUGACCAAACGAGUUGAUACUAAUCCCUGCACAGAUGAGUACCCACGGAUACUAUUGCCAGAAAAUUCCCCAUUGCAGAGCAACCUAGCCUUAACCCCAGAGCCUGCUGGGAUGGACCUCCUGUCCCCAACCUCAGCCUUUCGCUUCCCCAUGCCGGGUGGGGAUGGCCAGUCUCUACAGAGGCAUCGCUCCACCUCCACUCCCAAUGUUCACAUGGUCAGCACAGUGGGCCCAGCUGGUGCCAGCAUUAUAGAGGAAGCAUUAAAAUUCAACAACACAAUGGGUCCUGAACCCUCACCAAAACCCUCUACCAGCCCGCCGUCUUCUCUCGGCUCUCCGGGGAGGAAACCGCCCAAGUCUCCCUCAGAGCACAAGGAGCGCAAGCCUUCCUCGUCCGAUGACAAAAAGAAAGUGCAUCGAGGGGGCUACAGAGACUCAAGUUACUACUGGGAGGUCCACUCUCGAGAAGUCACCGUUCAAAAGAGAAUAGGUGCUGGCUCCUUUGGAACAGUCUUCAAGGGCAAAUGGCACGGAGACGUGGCAAUCAAGAUCCUUAAAGUCACAGAGCCGACCCCUGAACAGCUGCAGGCCUUCAAAAAUGAAAUGCAGGUCUUACGAAAGACCCGCCACGUCAACAUCCUGCUGUUCAUGGGCUAUAUGACUAAGCCCAACUUUGCCAUCAUCACACAGUGGUGUGAAGGCAGCAGCCUGUACCGCCAUCUGCAUGUCACAGAAACCAAGUUUGACACUAUGCGGCGCAUUGAUGUGGCCAGGCAAACAGCUCAGGGCAUGGAUUAUCUCCACGCGAAGAACAUCAUUCAUCGAGACCUGAAAUCAAACAAUAUUUUUCUCCACGAGGGCUGGACUGUGAAGAUCGGGGACUUUGGUUUGGCCACGGUUAAGUCUCGGUGGAGCGGCUCUCAACAGGUAGAACAGCCCAGUGGAUCCAUUCUGUGGAUGGCUCCUGAGGUGAUCCGAAUGCAAGACACCAACCCAUACACGUUCCAGUCCGAUGUAUACGGCUAUGGAGUAGUGCUGUUUGAGCUGAUGUCAGGGACUCUGCCUUACUCCAAUAUCAACAACAGAGACCAGAUAAUCUUUAUGGUUGGACGUGGCUACUUGUCUCCAGACCUCAGUAAGCUGUAUAGUACCUCACCUAAGUCAAUGAAAAGGCUUAUCAUUGACUGCCUGAAGUUCAAACGAGACGAGAGGCCCCUGUUUCCACAGAUCCUGGUAGCCAUUGAGCAGGUUCAAGACCUGCUGCCAAAAAUCGAGCGGAGUCGCUCAGAGCCAUCGCUCCACCGGGCCGUCCAUGCUGAGGACCUGAACCCCCUUCUGUUCCACACCACCAGGCUGAUGCCCCUCUAGGCUCCCCACAGAGCGGGGCAGAGAGGUCGUCUCCCUGGCUUAGACCACAGCAUUCCCGUGCCUCAGAGAGGCUACAGGCUGACUGUCCUGGCAGACCACGACCCCCAACUCACUCCCUGCCCCCGCGGAGCCCUGGAGCUGCAGCACUCGGCACAAAACUCAGUAACUGUAGAAAUGACUGUAAGACAUUGUUUAGACUGAUAGUGAAUCAUCUUUUCCUUUCAUACAAGAGACACAGAUCUGCUCAUUUAGUGAAAUAAUUGUCUAUUAUUUCUAGAAGGGUGUUCAAAUGCCUUAGAUCAUUACAUACUCUCACCUACUAGGAGGUAUUUUCAGUUAUUUUGAGGAAAAGGUAAAAACAGAUAUUUUGCACAAACCCUUCAAAAUUGUGUUGUCCAUUUUCAGUCGUAAAUAGUCUUACGCAGUCCUUUUGAGGAGAACUGUAAUCAUAGCCAAACUAUUUAAAUAAGUUCAAGAGCCAUAAUGCUGGAGCUCCUGGUUCAGGUCACCUGAUCAGCUUACAUAUUUCAAAUGCUCAGUCGUCAUGGGCCCUUUUCUGUCUAAUGUGAUGGAGAUCUGGGAUGUGAAGCUAGGGAUUUGAAAGCAAACCUUGCUUGUCUGGGAGUGUUUUGUAAAAAGAAAGGACAUUAAGUCUUGAUGGGAACCUCCACUCUUCACUGCAUCUGCAAAUAUUUCACUGCUGGAAUUGAUGUUGAAUAUAACCACAGCAACACAUCAACAUUAGGAGGCAGAGGAAGUAACCUUGUUACCUUUGUGAAAGCUUCUCUGCACAUUAGGGCUGUAUUGAAUAGUUGGAGGCUUCAGUCAUAACGUUGACAUUGGAAUUCUAAAUCAACAUUUGAAUGCUUGUGAAAAUUAGAUUCCAGUAGUGUCUGCGUAGGAUUGUUUCCAAAAGUCCAAAUUUAUAGAUAAAUAUUUAGGAAAAUUCUGGAAAUGCAGAACUGUUUUCUCUCCUGCUUCCCCCACACAAAGGGAGGCAAGCACUGACAAGUUAUAUUGAUUAAAGAAAGUUAAUAUAAUAUUAAAAAAGAGAAAAUCCUUUAAUCUGAUACACUUUUUCCCCAAAAAAUUAUAUCUUUUUUUUUUUUCUUUAAGGGUGAUGACAUUAUUUGAAAACCUCAAUAAAAGUUUUGAAUGUUAAAAAGACAUUUGUACAGCACUACUGCACAUGCUGUAUAGCAGUGACACGCUUGAAAAAUGCCAAGAUGGCAGAUUGCUGAAAAUCCUGACUUCUGAGUUCUACUAAUUGGUGUACACAUAACUCAGCUGGAUAGACGUACUCAAAUGACCAAGUUCAUCUUGGACCCAAGUUCCCAUUGACGUUGCAAUGGACUAAAAAGAGAGAUAAUCUCCAAAAGAGCACUUGACAUGUAGAAGUUGAACAGUUAACCCAGCAGGGCCUGGCAGACGUGGCUGUAGUUCAAAUGAAAUGUUUUUUGUUUUUCUAUUCUGUCAGAGGAAUAAGUGAAUCACACUGCAUAUCUCUAACCCCCAGAGUCUUAAACCUUAUUGAUUGGAAACAGAACAACCAUCUGGUUCACUGAUCGUUUUCAAAGUAACUAAAAGCUGCUUGUAAUGUUAUUUACUUUACGCCACUGGGAUGUCUUUCAGCUUGUUGUUAUCGUUCAGACUGAUACAGGAUGACAUUGUUACGACCAAUAUUUUGGCAAUGUAUACAGAAAAGUUUGUCUGAUUAAUUUAAUUCAUUCUGAUUCCAAAAUACAAGAUUUCAAGAUUUUCCCAAGUAUUUUAUUCUUGCCAGUUCAGUGAAAACCCCUUUAAAAUUAACAAUCAAUUGGGAUGCCGAUAAAGACAUGUAUAUACUGUAUUAAGAUGCUUCAGGUUAAGGGCUCUCCAUAGACAGAUGGUAAUAGUACUGCUCAAUCUACAGCAACUGCUUUAAAUCUUAUAGAAUAAUCUCACUAUUUUGGUCAACAAAGCACAUGUCAAAUUCAAGGUACUCUCCAAGAACAUAGAACUCCCAAACUCCCCCUUAUUCCACUGAUUCCCUUUUAGACUUUUACCAGAAUGUCAUCAGGCUUCAGAUAGCAGGGUUGCAGAUGAGAUGGCUUUUACAUAUAUAUUUAAAUUGGUUGUCAUUUUCAGCCUAAUGUGGAAUUGACAGACCAUAGUAAGUUGCAGUCUUAAUGUAAAUAAUUAGUUGUAUUGCUGCUACGUAUCGUGUGUUUUCUGUUCACUUUAUUACUACACCUGAUGAGACAGACGUGGACUAUCCAAUGGCACACAGCUCAGCAACAGCUCUUUUGCAUUUUUUUUUUUUUUUUUAAAUGGUUAUUCUAACUGCUGUCAAACACUACACUGUGGAUAUGCCACUGAGUGAUAUUUCACAGUUACAUGCCCACACAUAUACACAUAAUCUAGUACUGUAGCUGUUGCAUGAACACUGUGAGUAACGUUUUGAAGUGAGUCACUCUGGUUAAGAUGCACUGUGGGAGGUGUUAGAAGUGUCAUUAAGAUUCUGCACUGUAUGAACGAGACGCUAUGUGGACGUGGGUGUGAUUUCUGUUUCAGAGAAUUAUAAGAAUUGUCCGAAUGCCCCAGAAUCCGUCGCUCAGAGUUUCAGAUGUUCUAGAUGAGUGGGCAGGCUUGUUUGAUUUAAGAUUGUUAUGCCUGUCUUCUUCUUUUAAACAACCGGUGUAGAAGACUUGCUGUCAGUGACAACUUCAAAAUAUUUCAAUUGGCAGGCAGAGCUGUUCAGGGAGCUGAAUUAGAUUUGUAAACAAAGGCACGUGGAUGGAUGGAGAUUAUCAAAACAAAUUCUACUUUCACCUCCUGUUUCAUGUUUUUUGGAUGCUUAUAUGCAUUGAGUAAUUAAGAGUACGGUCUAGACCUGCUCUAUAUGAAAAGUGUCAUAAGAUAACCUAGAUAAAGAGACUGAAUGAACAAUGGUAUUCCCCAUGCGGACGGUGUGAUUACUGCCCUCCUUUCCCUGCACUCACCUCUGCAGAUGCAUGAUGGGACUAACUGUGACUGGUUGAUCAUGUUGCUCACAGUGGGAUCUCCGGGUUAGGCCAAUUAACUAGCUGCUGUUGUCAUGACCUACGUGGUGAACAGACUCAGUGAGGCAGACACUUCCAUUCAUUCCUUGUGAGGCAACUAUAAGCUCAGGUGUAUACUGCUUCACGCAACACGUCUCCAGUGGAUAUGUGGACUACCUUUUUAGAUAAAGGCUAUAUAACAUUAGGUGUGGUUUAAAAAGGCCCCCCAGCUGCAUAAAGACCUUCCUAACUGAUGGCGGUGGUCCUGUAGCGGUGUGUGGGGCUCUCUGGUGUGGCGGUUGUUUUAGCGGUCGGCGUCCUGGCUGCAUGUUGACCUAGAGAAGGCCUCAGGAGCCUCCGCCAUCGCUGUGCCCCUCAGAUCUUUGGAUGACACGGAUGUAGUCCUUUUAUGAAAACCUUCUCCUGUGAAGAAAUGCAAAAGCACAGUACACCAAUGUGGAAGUAUCCAAAGUGUACUGGGCCGGGGGGGGGGGGGGGGGGUUGUGCUGGUGUCUCCUUUACUUGAACCAGCUCUGUUCAUCUGGGUUUCCUCUGUGAUCUGUGACUCUAGUGGAAAGUUCUAUAUUUCCUGACAUCUUUUCUUUCGUCAGCCCUCUACUAGACUUUUGGUUUCUUAUCAAUUUACAUGACUGAAGUCACAUUAUGAUUUCAGGUUGAGAACCGGUACCUGCCCCAGAUGCCUGUCUGAUGGGCAGUUCAUUCUCCUGUGCUGUUGACCAGGAUUAGAUUCCACUUGGUCAGCCACGACUGCUAGUACUUAGUAUGGCUCAGUUUCCAUCAGAACCUCCUCCUGGCCUGAUUUGUUGGCUGGAGAGUGCUGCAGAGUGAAGGCAGAGCAACCGGUCUUCGGAUUGUCUCAACUCUUUCAGGGUUUGAACCAGAUCCCUUACAGCACAUACACAUGUUAUUCUUGAUUGUUAACGUUUCCAUAGCUCUCUUGUUUGUGACUGCUCGUUUUCCUGGGUUUAAAAGUACCGAGCUCUUUUUCUUUAUGAGACUAGGUUGUUUUUUUUCUGGAUUUGAUCAAUAGAGUUCACUGCUCUCUGGCAUAAGUAGUAAUCAUGGAAGUAUUUGCUGAUUGAUACUACUGAGUCAUAUGGUUUUUGGUGUCACACUUGAGUGUACAUGGACUCGCAGCAGCUGUGGGGGGGGGGGG
Molecule: messenger RNA, 6210 nt
Organism: Anoplopoma fimbria (sablefish)
Lineage: Eukaryota; Metazoa; Chordata; Actinopteri; Perciformes; Anoplopomatidae
Gene: araf
Product: A-Raf proto-oncogene, serine/threonine kinase
Exons: 16
Coding region: 184-2013 (609 amino acids)
Biological process (GO): signal transduction; protein phosphorylation
Cellular component (GO): cytosol; mitochondrion
Molecular function (GO): ATP binding; protein kinase activity
Source: RefSeq, a predicted model, not a curated record